AAGCCGGCGGGUGCUGCUGUACAGAAAAGAAGCCACAGCCCUUCCAGAAGGUCUAAGGACUUGUCGACCAUGGAGCGUGCACCCUGCUUGUUGCUACUGCUACUGCCACUGAUGCUUGUCUCCGCGGCCACGCCAGAGCCCUGCGAGCUGGGCGAUGACGAUAUACGCUGCGUCUGCAACUUCUCGGGUCCGCAGCCCAACUGGUCCAGCGCCUUGCAGUGCAUGGCUGCCAUCGAGGUGGAGAUCCACGGCGGCGGCCGCAGACUAGAGCAAUUUCUAAAACACGAUAAUGUCAACGCCGACCCGAGGCAGUUUGCUGACAUGGCCAAGGCUCUGCGCUUGCGGCGGCUCACGGUGGGAGGUGCACAAGUUCCCGCUCUGCUCCUGGUCGGCCUCCUACGUGUGCUGGGGUACUCCCGCCUCAAGGAACUGACCCUCGAGGACCUAGAGAUAACCGGCACCGUUCCACCGCCGCCUCUGGAAGCCACGGGGCUUGCGCUAUCCACCUUGCGCCUCCGCAACGUGUCGUGGGCGACAGGGGGUGCCUGGCUCGCCGAGCUGCAGCAGUGGCUCAAGCCGGGCCUCAAGGUACUGAACAUUGCCCAAGCACAUUCGCUUGCCUUUUCCUGCGAACAGGUCCGCGCCUUCCCGGCACUCACUACCCUCGACCUGUCUGACAACCCCGGACUGGGCGAGCGCGGACUGAUCGCGGCUCUCUGUCCACACAAGUUCCCUGCCCUGCAGGAUCUAGCGCUACGCAAUGCGGGGAUGGAGACGCCCAACGGCGUGUGCGCUGCGCUGGCGGCGGCGGGUGUGCAGCCCCAGAGCCUAGACCUCAGCCACAACUCGCUGCGCACCACUGCACACGCCGGCGCUUCCGGGUGCGUCUGGCCGCGAGCGCUAAACUCCCUCAGUCUGUCGUUCGCUGGACUAGAGCAGGUGCCUAAAGGACUACCGGCGGAGCUCCGAAUGCUCGAUCUCAGUGGCAACAGGCUGAAUAGGGCGCCGCGGCCAGACGAGCUGCCCAAGGUGGGUAACCUGACACUGGACGGGAAUCCCUUCUUGGUCGCUGGAGCCUCCAGAUUCCAAGAGGACCCCAUGAACUCCGGCGUGGUCCCAGCCUGUGCGCGUUCGCCCCUGGCAGUGGGGAUGUCAGGAACCCUGGCGCUGCUCCAGAGGGUCCGAGGCUUUCCCUAAGGCCCAGGGAAGAAGAGCGAAUGGGCUCAAAUCGCCCCGGCUUCGGGGUACUCAGGUCAGGACAUUCAGGACUUCUUGACCAACCAACUCUCUGCCACACUUUUAUUAAAAUUUUAAACAACGGAAAAUGAAAAAGAAAAAAGUUUUUCUUUUAACAACUGGUCCUUGUCAUUCACUCAACAGACCUUUAUUGAGUAUCUGCUAUGUACUGGGCACAGUGCUGGAUGGGGAAUCCAUCAUACUCGAACUUGGACUUUCUUCAUCUUAACUCCCGAGAAACUAUACUUGCCCUCCUCAAGAAAAAAACUGCAGGUGCAGAAGGGACAGGGAAAUGUCGCCUAGCUAGGGCUGUCAUGGGAGAAAAAAUGAGUGUCUGUGCAGGCAGGGAUUUCUGAGCAGAUUAAUGGCAUCUGGGUUAAAGGAUGUUUGAAUGGUAAACAUACGUUGGAAGAUACAGAAUGUUUCCUCUUCCAUGCACUUUCCAAGAUCCAGCCAUUCCCUUUCAAAUGUAAUAAAACCCAAAGCCAUUUG
Molecule: messenger RNA, 1728 nt
Organism: Galeopterus variegatus (Sunda flying lemur)
Lineage: Eukaryota; Metazoa; Chordata; Mammalia; Dermoptera; Cynocephalidae
Gene: CD14
Product: CD14 molecule
Exons: 2
Coding region: 70-1197 (375 amino acids)
Biological process (GO): positive regulation of non-canonical NF-kappaB signal transduction; positive regulation of type II interferon production; positive regulation of type I interferon production
Cellular component (GO): membrane raft; lipopolysaccharide receptor complex; external side of plasma membrane
Molecular function (GO): lipopolysaccharide binding; protein binding
Source: RefSeq, a predicted model, not a curated record